This is a messenger RNA of Melopsittacus undulatus (budgerigar), 832 nucleotides long. RefSeq lists its product as uncharacterized. The transcript has 2 exons. The record is from RefSeq and is a predicted model, not a curated record. The coding region runs from base 102 to 803 and encodes 233 amino acids. Lineage: Eukaryota; Metazoa; Chordata; Aves; Psittaciformes; Psittaculidae.
CCUUUUUUUUUUUUUUUGCAUCAUCCUUUUAAGGAUAAAAGGCACUUUGAAGAUUCUUGUCUAAGCAAGGAAGGAAGUCCAGACUGUGACCUGGUACUCAAAUGAUGUCUCUAGUGUGCCUUGUGAAUAGAAGAGGCGGCAGGGCUGCAGGUAUCGUGACUCCUGGGCCUGAGUCAUGCCUCCUCAGGCUAUGGGCAGCAUGGAAAGUCCUGGCUUCCCUGGGGACCUCCAGCGCAGGCUGCAAGCCUGGCCGAAGAACAUGUCCUCUCCUGCGAGCAAGAGCUGGGAUGCUGGUUUCUCUCGGGAGGUGGCAGCACAGGCAGACACGAUUCGCAUCUGCAGCUUGGCGGCCAGAACUGCAAAGGGGUGGCAUCGAGGCGGUGGGGUUGGUGUGGGAUUCCUUCCUUCCUAAGGUGGAGCUCCGUAGUUGGAGGCGAGGAUUAGGAUGGGGAGCAUGGGGGGUGUUGGUGCAUAGGAGGGAUCUCUUCAAACGCUUUCUUGGAGUGCAAUCGGCACAACAUCCUCACCAUAACACACUGGGGUCCUUCUCUCCUGGUCACAUUCAUUUGUAUCAGCUGCAGCUGAUUGUCAAGUAUGGUGAAGGCCUGAGAUUCUGCUGUGGGGACAGUAUCAUUUGGUGGCCAUGGAGCAAGACCCCUAGCUACUUUCUCCCAUGUGUGGGGAAAGGCUGUCUGCAGGAGAUUGGGCACAGCCGUUACACAGCAUGGUUUUUGCAAGCACCUACUUACCUGCAGGCUGCCACAAUGCUUGUAUGUUAUCUGCAAGUUAUCAAGCAGCUUUAGGUUAAAUGCCAUGAGAAAGGAAGAGCAAU